This is a messenger RNA of Physcomitrium patens, 3359 nucleotides long. The record is from RefSeq and is a predicted model, not a curated record. Lineage: Eukaryota; Viridiplantae; Streptophyta; Bryopsida; Funariales; Funariaceae.
AUUCGACAGACAGCUCGAGAAUUCAGCCAACAAUUGGGAAGAAAAGUGCGUGGCGCGUAUCAAGACGGCCAGUGGGUGCGUCGCAACGCAUUGCUGAGGGGCGUCGGAAAGAGUGUGGCAGGGUUGGCGAAAAAGACGAACACAAGAAAGAAAAAAAGGAGAAUCAGUCAACUGCGUUCGACAGCACAGUAUCUCACAAGUGGUCGAGAUCAUAUGCCAGAUGUUUAAAAGCUGGCUGCGUAGUUGUGAUGUUGAUGCAUCGUGGUGGUCACAUGUAUACUCUCCUGGGUUCGGGUUUGAUGGGGCCGGGCUAUCCUGUGGUGGUGGGAGUGGAAGAGUGUGGAUGACGAACUCUGGUUAGUAGUUUUGGUGACCAGGCGUAUUAGAUUUUAGUGGUGUUUCUGCUACUGGGUGCAAACUUUGACGCGGAGAGCGAGAGAGAGAGAGAGAUAGAGAAAGAGCUCGAGGGAUGGGCUAUUUGUGAACACUCGGUAAGAGAAUUUGAUGAUCAGAACUCUAUUGCUGUCCGCCACUCGCUCGUUCGACUGUGUGGUACAUGGUGGAGGGCCUAAGUAAUGUCAGAGACGUUUGGAUUUAUUCUCGGCCGUCGCAACAAGGUUCACUGAUGAAAUGCUCAUUGAAGUUUAAAGGUGUACGAAAGUGGAUCGAACUCUCAGCAGCGAGCAUUGAGCUUCUGUUACUUCGAGUGUUUGUAAGAGCACUGGUGUCUUCGGAGCAAUUUUUGAAAAAAAUCGAGCUGAUUUAGGGUAUUUCUCUUCCGAGGGUUCAAGAUGUUAGGAGCAGGAAGGAAGAAUCCUCAAGCAGUGGGGCUUGCAGGGGUAGGUAGUCAAGUCCAACAUCGAUUUUUACGAAAAGAUUCUUCUUCAAAGCCGUUAUACGGAUUCUUACGGCUCUGCCAAUAUCAUGACGAUUUUUCUACUGGGAGAGUUAGCGUCAGUAAUAAUCCUAGGCUUGCGCAAGCAAAUCUUAGGAGAAGGCCUCAGGGUAGGAAUUUGACAAGCUCGCUACGAGAGAGUCGUAUUGCCUGCAGCUCUGAGUCCAAUUAUACCAAUGUUUUUAGUGACGUUCCAAUUGAAGUCGUAAAAUGUCUUGAAGAAGCUGAAAAUCAGUCUCUCAAGGCGGUGCAAGGAGGAGAAUCACAACCAAAGAAGCACGAGACGUCUACUCUUGAAGCUGGGACCAUUGUUAGUUCUGUCUCAACGGCACUUGAAGGGAUAUGGACUGAGGAAGAUACAAAAAAUGACCAACUUUGCUCUAUGGAGCCAGAGGUACUCAUGGCCGCUGCCGCUAAGGUUGCAGAAGCCUUGGAAAAAGAGGAGGAGGAUCAACCAGGUCAAAUGUAUUUCCACAUGCUGGAGCCUGCCUCUCCUGUAGCAGCCCCUGUUAUGAUCAGAGAUUUCAGUGAGACGAUAGAAUCGUCGGACGAUGAAGAGGAAGUGGUAGGAUUUAUGACUCAUGUAGAAGAAAAAGAGUAUAUCGCCCCUCCCGAACCUUCUGUUCUGGAAGAAGGGUCUAUAAAUGCUGCGGUAGACGUCAAGCAGCCGGAGGUUGUGAUACCUGAAGAAGAGGAGCACUUGCUAGAACCUGGAGCAGUUGCAUCAGCUCUUAUGGUCAAAGAAGUAGCAGACGCUUUGAAAACUGUGGAAGGAGAUAAAUUGUUAGCUCCUGUUCAUGAAAAGGAGUCUGAUAACGUUGCAGUUCAAGACCCCGAAGAAAAAUCGCUAAUGGAGCAGCUGAAAGAAAUUAUUGUAUUUGCUGGGCCUGCUCUCGGUAUUUGGCUAUCAGGCCCGAUUAUGGGAAUUAUCGACACGUCCGUAAUUGGUAACAGUAGUUCUUUGGAGCUUGCUGCUCUUGGUCCAGGUACAGUUCUUUGUGAUCAAGUAUGUUACAUAUUCAUGUUCCUCUCGGUGGCGACCUCCAAUUUGAUCGCCACGUCUCUAGCUCAGAAAAACAAAGAGGAGGCAAAGCACCAUCUAUCAAGGAUGCUGUUUUUAGCCUUGGCCUUCGGAAUGGGCUUGCUUGUUGCUACAGAAGUUUUUGUCACGCAAUUACUACAAGCUUUUGUUGGGGCUCAGAAUUACGAUUUGAUACCAGCAGCAAAAGUGUAUGUUCAGAUUCGAGCUCUGGCAUGGCCUGCAGUGCUUGUUAGUUUGGUGGCUCAGAGUGCCAGCCUUGGAAUGAUGGAUUCAAAAACCCCGCUGAAGGUGCUGGUAAUCGGAAGUAUGUGCAACCUGGUCGGAGAUAUCGCACUUUGCUCAUUCCUAGGCUAUGGUAUCGCAGGGGCAGCAUGGGCUACUAUUGCUUCUCAGUAUGUGGCAGGAAUUCUGAUGGCUCUGUCACUUAGUAACAAGGGCUACAGCCCUUUUGAUAUAAAAGCACCUUCUCUUAAAGAGCUAGUUGACGUUGCAAAACUUACCGCCCCGCUACUUCUAUCCAUGAUAUCGAAGGUGGCAUUUUACACAUUGGUCACAUUUUUGGCUACUUCUCUAGGAGCUGUUACGAUUGCGGCUCAUCAGGUUAUGGUUGGAAUUUAUGGCCUUUGUGCUGUGUGGGGAGAACCUCUUGCUCAAACUGCGCAGUCCUUCAUGCCUCGUCUCAUGUAUGGUUCGCAGAAGAAUUUGAAGCAGGCACGGAAGCUUCUCAAACAGCUCAUGACUAUAGGACUGGUUGUUGGAACCGUCGUUGGUCUAAUAGCAGUUUCUAUACCCUGGAUUUGUCCCCAAGUCUUUACCAAAGACACUGCAAUCAUAUCACAGAUGCGAGGAAUAACAAUACCUUUCAUAGUCAGCACGAUUUCAUGUCCCCCAACUUUGUCUUUGGAAGGAACUCUACUGGCUGGUAGGGACUUUAGAUUCUUGAGUCUUAGUAUGACCUCUUGCUUCAUCGGCGGCACCAUCAUGCUCCUGGCCGCUAAAUCGCUAGGAUUUGGACUUCUAGGAAGUUGGUGGACACUAGCUUCCUUCCAAUGGGCACGCUUCAUCUUCGCCUACAUUCGCCUCAAGUCUGCAAAAAGCAUUUUGAGUGACAAUUCUCCCCUGCAAGUAGCAGCUUGAAGACAAACUCUUAUUAUUGCAACAUUUCUAAUGAAAUGAUAUCAUUAACUUCGAGGGCACUUCUCAACAAAACAUACUCAACUCGGCUUGUUCAUUAAAUCUCUGAGCUAUUAAAUGUAUAUAGUGAAGCUGAUGUAUUUAUAUGCUAUAAACGCAUGUAUUUUCAGUGUUGUUAGGCACUAGCGAUCAGCAAUGCGGUUAGCAUGAUGUUCUUUAUGUUUGUACACUCAUUUUAAAGAUUCUUGCAUGCAAUUGAAGCCAUCACGGCAGCUAUUGGAAUCUCAA